GUGAGAUUUUAUGUAUAUACUAUAUAAUUGCAUCUUGAAUAAGAGAUACUCCAAUAAAGGGAAGAAAAUGAGGAAAUCGAGCGUUGACAAAAAUGGAGUGAAGAAAGGAGCUUGGAGUGAAGAAGAAGACAACAAGCUAAAAUCUUAUGUUCUCAGAUAUGGCCACUGGAACUGGAGAUUGCUGCCUAAGUUUGCAGGUCUAGCUAGAUGUGGCAAGAGUUGCAGACUGCGAUGGGUCAACUACCUUAAACCAGGUCUUAAACGAGGUCGUUUCACCCAGGAAGAAGAAAUCCUUAUCGCUAAACUACACCGUCAGCUCGGCAACAAGUGGUCGGCGAUGGCGGCAAAGAUUCCGGGAAGAACAGACAAUGAGAUAAAAAAUUACUGCCACACACAUUUCAAGAAACACAGCAAAAAGGCUCCAUCUCCAUCUCAAUUAACUCCCUGCAAGAAUCUAGAAUCUUCGGAGGAUCUUCAGACAUCUGGUAAGCUGAUUCUGGAAUCUUCGGAGAGGUUGAAUUCUCCGAAUCCAAUGGCUGUGACGUGUGACUCGGAAGACUGUGCUUCAUCUUCACAAUCUGGUGGUGCAGAAGAAGUUGAGGAGGAGGUUGUUAUAGGAGAAAACUGCGAUAGCCGUACCGGAAUGGAUUUCAAUGAUGGAUUUCUGGAGAGUUUUUGGAAUCAGCCAUUUGUGGUCGACACUUCUUACAGUUAUAAUCACACCUACUCGCCAUUGAUGGAGCAAGAAGCUGCAAUUUACCGUUUCACAUAAUUGUCUACUGAUGCAGGUUACUACUAUAUUGUUAUUCUAUGUACUCACUAAUAAGCUACCAAUCAUGUAAACAUAAUAUUUCAAGAUUAUUGUGAAAAUAUUAAUUGUUUUAUUA
Molecule: messenger RNA, 887 nt
Organism: Salvia splendens (bonfire salvia)
Lineage: Eukaryota; Viridiplantae; Streptophyta; Magnoliopsida; Lamiales; Lamiaceae
Product: transcription factor MYB8
Exons: 3
Coding region: 11-772 (253 amino acids)
Source: RefSeq, a predicted model, not a curated record